AUGGCUCCAUGCCGAGCAGUUUCACGCAAAUUGACUUCGAUACCAUCCGAUGUAGUCUUUCCCUUCCUUGCACCGUCUAUCCAACCACCAAAAUGCCUGCCCUACGCCCAUAUUGCCGGAUUCUCGACAUCACUGGCACUACAGAAAAGAGACAACAACCGGAAUCGCGGAGUGUCUGUGAAGAGGCAUACGGGUCUACGACCGCGGCAGACAUUGUCCGUGAGGAACGUGCCCUUGCCAAAGCCAGUCUUAGACCCAAGCAACAAAAACGCCAUCAUUGGCGACGAAAACCACGGCCUUUGGGGGUUCUUUAAGGAUAAGAAGCUGCUGAUGACUCCGAACGAGAACUGGGCUCACGGCAGAGCCUGGACAGCACAGGAGUUGCAUGCGAAGUCCUGGGACGAUCUGCACGCGCUGUGGUGGGUGUGCGUGAAGGAGCGCAACCGCUUAACGACGGAGAAUGCUACGCUCAAGCGUCAGGACGUCGGCUAUGGCGAGUGGGAAAUCGAGGGCCGGGAUAAGGUGGUAGUCAAAACGAUGAAAGCUAUUCGAGAAGCUCUGAUUGAAAGGUGGAAUGCAUGGGAAGAUGCAAGAAAGCUCGCCGAGGACGACCCUGAGAUCAAUCUCGAGGCGGAUACAGCCAAAGGCGAGCAAGUCUACACCGCUUCCCUCUAUGAGACUAGCGAGUUUGAGGAGGAAGUUCGCGACGGAACGGAGAAGCAAGACAACAAGCAGUUACCAUCGACGUUCUACAACACAACAGACACUCCUCCGGACCUCAAGGAAAGGAUCAAACAGAAGCUGUUCAACAAAAAGUAG
Lindgomyces ingoldianus is the source of this 819-nucleotide messenger RNA. RefSeq names its product MRP-L47-domain-containing protein. Lineage: Eukaryota; Fungi; Ascomycota; Dothideomycetes; Pleosporales; Lindgomycetaceae. Gene Ontology annotation, molecular function: structural constituent of ribosome. The transcript has 3 exons. Bases 1 to 819 code for a protein of 272 amino acids. The record is from RefSeq and is a predicted model, not a curated record. Gene Ontology annotation, cellular component: mitochondrial ribosome; mitochondrial large ribosomal subunit. Gene Ontology annotation, biological process: mitochondrial translation.